AUGACCUACGACCUUGUUAACCGCCGAGACACAGUGGUGAGACACCACAGCGGGAUAGUGGACUCGAGAAAAUCGGUGCAACAGUAUCUCGACCGAGGUGUGCCCCGCGAUAAGGCGAACCUGGGGCUCGGUUACUUUGUGAAAUGGGUCAUGACGGAAGAUUGCAAGAGAGACCAUAUUCUGGGGUGUCCAACACAGUUACUAGAAGACCCCAAAACCGGCGGCGACCUUGGCAGGGUAUCGGCAUUCAGCUGGCAUGACAGAGUGCCGGACGAGGUGAGCGAGUCCUUUUCAAGGGCCCUGACAGACGGCCGGUACUUCGAAGACGGAAGCUACGGAUAUUGGGACGAGCAUGAGCAUCGCUGGUGGACCUUUGACACCGUUGAGGUCAUUGAACGGAAGAUGAUGGAGUUGGUGGGCGCAAUGGGGCUCGGUGGGGUUUUCGCCUGGGGUCUCGGCGAGGACGCGACCGAUUUUACAAGACUUGCAGCGACGGUCCACGGUGUGCAUGCUGUUGCUGCAGCGCGUGAAUCAGAAAAGGAUGAGCUGUGA
Messenger RNA from Cordyceps fumosorosea ARSEF 2679, 552 nucleotides. Its product is annotated as chitinase 18-4. Lineage: Eukaryota; Fungi; Ascomycota; Sordariomycetes; Hypocreales; Cordycipitaceae. Gene Ontology annotation, cellular component: extracellular region. Gene Ontology annotation, biological process: chitin catabolic process; carbohydrate metabolic process. The record is from RefSeq and is a predicted model, not a curated record. Bases 1 to 552 code for a protein of 183 amino acids. The transcript has a single exon. Gene Ontology annotation, molecular function: chitinase activity; chitin binding.